Messenger RNA from Centruroides sculpturatus (bark scorpion), 1131 nucleotides. Its product is annotated as solute carrier family 25 member 51-like. Lineage: Eukaryota; Metazoa; Arthropoda; Arachnida; Scorpiones; Buthidae. The record is from RefSeq and is a predicted model, not a curated record. The transcript has a single exon. The coding region runs from base 55 to 912 and encodes 285 amino acids.
UAUUGAUCCAAAGAAUUAAGAUUAAAAUAGAAUGAAGAAAAAUUUAAUUUAAAAAUGGCUCACCAAAAACUUAUUUCGUAUCAAAUAGAUGACUAUUAUGAAUUUAUCUGUGGAUGGGGAGCAGCAUUUAUCAAUAUAACUUUAACAUUUCCAGUAAAUAAAGUUAUGUUUAGACAAAUGAGAGAUGGAGUUGCAACUUCCAAGGCAAUUCAACAAUUAAAACAUGAAGGUUUUCAUUAUUUAUAUAGAGGAAUCUUACCACCAUUGAUUCAAAAAACAAUUUCAGUUUCUAUUAUGUUUGGAACUUACAGUCAAUAUGGAUAUAUGUUAGAAAAAACUUUUCCAUCUAUUCCUAAACCAAUUUGUUUAGGAAUUGCAGCAACAUUAGCAGGCAAUACUGAAGCAUUAUUAACUCCAUUUGAAAGAAUACAAACUUUAAUGCAAGACAGAAAUUAUCAUACCAAAUUUAGAAAUACAUUUCAUGCUUGCAUGGAAUUACAGAAGUUUGGAAUCAAAGAAUUUUAUCGAGGUUUAGUGCCAAUUUUAUUAAGGAAUGGUCCCAGUAACGUAAUGUUUUUUGGAUUACGUAGUUCAGUAAAAGAUAAUCUUCCAAAGACUUCUUAUUGGUGGGGAGAACUGCUAACUGAUUUUAUAAGUGGUGCUGUUGUUGGUUCUAUAAUCAGCACUGUUUUUUAUCCAGUGAAUGUUAUAAAAACAAAAAUGCAAGUUUGUUAUGGAACACCUUACAUUGGUAUAGUGGAGGCAUUUAGAUUAACUUAUGCUGAAAGAGGAUAUAGUUUUCGAAAAUUAUUCUAUGGAGUUCAUAUAAAUUAUACUCGUGCCUUGUUGUCUUGGGGUAUAAUUAAUGCCUCUUAUGAAUUACUUAAAAGGACAUUUUUUCCUCACGUAUGAAAAUUAAUAAAUACUAAAAUAUUAAUUAUUAGUUUGUAAAUUUGUUAAUUUAUGAAUAGGAAUAAAUUUUAUAGAUAUAGAUAUAGAUAUAGAUAUAUAUAUAUAUAUGCAUAGAAGAGUAAUAUAAAUUUGAUGCUAAACACUAUUUUAUAAUAAGAUGAUUUCUAUUAUAACAUGAAUAUUAUAGUAAGAAAUUUUAUAUCAAUUUAAAUGAAAAAA